ACUGCUGGUUUGCCCUCCCGCCCGUGUUGGUCGGGUGGACUCCGGGUGGGGGAGGUCGGGGAGGGGGCGAUAAAAUGGCGCAGGGGGCGGAGUGAGGCGCAGUCGUUCGCCCAGGCUUUGGCCCGGCUUCCGGAGGAAGGUGGGAGUCAAUCAUUUUGACAAGUCUCCUGAAAGGAACAGCUAGCAGGAGCUGAAACCUUUUUCCAUUUGGUCUCGUGGCAAAGGCAGAGAUUGCUCCAGCAGCUCCACACAAGAUGAUGUGCUCACUGGUGCCCUCUGAACAGUCUUCUGGUACCUCUCUCUUGCCUAAAGACAAUGCCCCAUUUUCUUGGGGUUCCCUGGAUGAGGAUGGAUUAGAUGACUCUUUGCUGGAACUGUCUGAAGGAGAAGAUGAUGACGGUGAUUUAAAUUACACAGAGGAAGAGAUUGAUGCACUCUUGAAGGAAGAUGACCCAUCAGAUGAGCAGUCUUCUGGGGAAGAUGAUGUUGGGCAUGUUGAGAAGGGAGAAAGAGGGAGUCAAAUUCUAGUUGAUUCUCUCCAAGAGAAGAAUUCAUCGUACAGCUUGGGACCAGUAGCUGAGACUCCUGACCUCUUCAAACUACCUCAGCUAAGUACAUCAGGUGGUCAUGGACCAGCUCCUACUAAACCAUUAAACAGACGGUCUGUAUUAGAAAAGAAUCUUAUAAAAGUGACUGUUGCACCAUUUAAUCCAACAGUUUGUGAUGCUUUGCUUGAUAAGGACGAGAUUGAUUCAUCCAAAGAUACUGAAAAACUCUCUUCCCUUGGAGAAGAGAUGAGAGAAGAUGGUCUUACUCCAAAUGAAAGCAAACUUUGUACUGAAUCUGAAGGGAUCGGCCCCAAUAAUUCUGCCUGGGAUGGGCCCCAGCUGUCUUCAAACAAUAACUUUCAACAAGCUGUCUCUGAUAAAAAUAUGGCUGACAGUAAGAACCUUACGUCUGUAUUCUCUCGGAUCUCAGACCAUUCAGAGACUCCUAAUACGGAGUCAUCCUGCAGAAAUGGUGGUUCACAUAAACCAAGUUGUGAAAUGAGGUCUCCGGUUGUUUCCAACUCAUCAAACAAACAGAAUGUUCUUGACAAGGAUUCUGGGAAGAUGAAAGGCCAUGAGAGAAGACUAGGCAAAGUCAUUCCUGUUCUACAAACCAAGACCAGGACUAAUGUUCCGACGUUUUCACAGUCAAAUCUAGAACAGCAGAAGGAGAUUUAUCUCAGGAGUGUCAUUGCUCAUAUAGAAGACCCAGAGGACUCUAACCAAGGUAUCUCCGGGGAGCUAUAUGCCUUGAUGGAUCAAGUUCAUCAUAUGCAACACUCAAAAUGGCAGCAUCCUUCAGACCUCACUACACGAAACUAUGCCCGCCGACAGAAACAUCUGCAAAGAUACAGUCUGACUCAGUGGGUUGACAGGAACAUGCGAAGCCACCAUCGGUUCCAACGUCUCCCAGACUUCUCAUACAGUUGAUUUGUCUCAACCCAUCAGCAAUGAAGGUCCCUAUCCAGGGUCCUGCUUGGAGCAGCAUUUCGUGUUCUUUUGCUGUUUUGUGCUUUGCAGAUUUUGAAUUUUAUUUUUCACAAGAUUUUUAUUUAAAAAACUCGUCACCUUUUGGAAAUGCCCAUUGCUAACUUGAAUUUUUUUGUAUGAAGUCCCUCCUGAUUUUGUGUGUGUGUGUGUGUAUAUAUAUGUGUGUCUGUGUGUUUAAGCAAGUGUUUGGUUGGUGUAGUUUUUUUGUUUUUUAAUUUAAAUUGAAGGUAGCUGCCUCCUGAAAGCCAGCAUUAAGCCAAAACACCCAGGCUGAAGCAAAAGACUCACCUCUCUGCAGAGGCAAAGUCUACUUCUGGUACCUAAAAGAAAUCAUUGUUCAAUCUCCCAUAAGGAAGAGAUUCUUUACCAGGCUGUGAGCCAGUAUUAGUUGACUUGUAAAUGGAUAUAAGUUACUCUUACUUUUUUAUUUGAAUCCUCUGAAUACCUGUCAGUAUUUUAAAGUUGGCAAUCCAGGACAUUAUAAGUGGGAUGGAGCAGGAGAAAAAUCCCUUUUGAAAGGACAAGUUAAAAUAGUAAACCCUCUUCUUUCUGUAUGUACUAGCUGCCUUGAUUUUUUUUGUUGUUGGGGGGGCAUUUUUUCUUUAUCAAACUUAUUUUGCACAAUAGUGUUUACAAAUCUUAUAUAUCUUUGACAGAAGACUCAAUGACUAAUACCUUGUAGUCUUGAGACUGAUUGUCUCCUUUGCCCUUCUUCAAGGAUUUUCCUUUUUCUUUUUACCCCCCAGUGACCACUCUACUUGUUAGGAUUCUAGUGGCAGUAUUCUUGUAUCCUGUUAGACAUGGAUGCACCUCUUCAGGAUGGCCUCCUUGCUCUCUUUAUUGAAGAGCUGCCCACCCAGAGUCUUGACUCUAGGGUAAGCCAGUGCUAUUGUGGUAUCAGUUGGUAUUUAGUUUUAUCUGCUAAACCCCAGCUUUAAGUAUGAGUGUUAGUUACGGAGCCUCCAUUCUCUGGGAGAGUGUGGAAUGGCACUCUUUUGUCUCUAUUAUCAGUUAAGAAGAGGUGUCUUUAGACCCUGUAUGUUACCAUUUCAUUUGGUCAAGCCCCUGAAAUGCUAAAGUACAUGUAAUAUAGUUGUGACUAAGCCUAUGCACAAAAGCAUUACCUGAUCUUAAGGUUUGGUAUUCUAACCAAAGUUGACGGAGUAUGCAUCUGUCUUUUUUUUUUUUUUUUUUUUUAAACAGAGUUUUACUCUUGUCACCCAGCUAGAGUGCAAUGGUGCAGUCUCAACUCACUGCAACCUCUGCCUCCUGGGUUCAAGCAAUUCUCCUGCCUCAGCCUCCCAAGUAGCUGGGAUUACAGGUACCUGCCACCAUGCCUAGCUAGUUUUUGUAUUUUUAGAAGAGAUGGGAUUUCAUCAUGUUGGCCAGGCUGGUCUCAAACUCCUGAACUCAUGUGAUCCACCCGCCUCAGCCUCCCAAAGUGCUGGGAUUACAGGCAUGAACCACCACGCUCAGCUGCAUCUGUCUUAAUGGAUGUCUUAGGAAUUGGUUAUUUUCUCUUUAUACAUAGCUCUAGACAUCAUUUUGGGAAGUUUUUGCAGUCUGGCAUUUGUGAUGUUGUUCUCUGUGAAGGUUGUUCAUAGAUGCUAUAGACUCUGGUUUUGUGAUUUCAUCAAUCCCAUCUUUGUAUGUGAGUAACACAUUCAAAACAUCAUACCCCACUUUAGAAACUGACUUGGGAAAAGCUUGGUCAUUUAAGCCAACAAUAAAUUUGGGUGAAUGUCCCUAAGUGUUUACUGUUUUUAUCCAGUCAAGGAUUUGCUUUUCCUUGAACAUUUGGUUUAAAUUUGGUUAAAUGCAAAGAAGUUCUCUUCAAAGACAGUAGUCAAAAAUCUAUUAUUUUAGUUAGCCUACUUGGCAUUUACUACAUUGGUCACUUCUCCAGGUCGCCCUAAAUUAGCUUGGUGGAGUGAAACAUGGGACAUGGCAAACAUCUACCUUUGGGACCAUAGCAUAGUUAAAAUUAAAUGUAGUUGGAAUAGCUAGCAUUGCAGCUGUCUAGUUUCCUUCAGAAAACCCAAGGAGUGAAGGGACAGCAUUUUGCUUGGGCAAAAAUCUGAGACUCAUGUUCUUGCCCUCCUGGUACAUGGGGUUUUAAGACUGAAUGUGUAAUAGGAGCACUGCUUUUGCCAAAUCAAAUGAGUGACAAGUUAACUAGAAAAUGUGACAAUCACAUUUCCUCUUAGCUCAAAUAAUUCUGUUUUUCCAAAGCUUUAGCAGCUUAAUUAAAUCUGUUGGACUGGGGGAGGAGAGAGCUGUUAUCUAGUGGUUAACAUGGUAUUCUUUAAGAAGAAAAAACCAAGCCAAAGAAAACUCAUUAUCUGGCAUGUUCGCCUUAAAGAUGGUAGUGGGUAGAAUCUGGAGUCUUAAUCUCUUUUCAAAGCUGCAUAUCUCUUAUAUUUGGUGUUGGCCUCUAAGUCUAGUAUUUCAUAUGGAAUUCUGGCUGUAUUUUUUUUAAGUAAGUAUUAUGUGCAUUUAACUGCUUUCUUCAUCGAUGACAUUCCCACACAUGGGUCUUGACAAAGCAGAGUAAAAAUAUGCUGUUUACAUUGUUUACUUCCAAGUAAGGAGCCUGAAAUAACCUGUAGUUUCUAAUGCAGGCCCUGAUUUACUUGCGUUGUCAGUUUCAGUUAUAAAACUGAAGUUUGGUGCCUCCUCUUUAUCAUGUUUUUUCCCUUAUAGCAGUUGUGUUUAAUGUCAUUAAAAAGAAAUAAAAGUUCUUGUCAGUGA
Molecule: messenger RNA, 4289 nt
Organism: Sapajus apella (tufted capuchin)
Lineage: Eukaryota; Metazoa; Chordata; Mammalia; Primates; Cebidae
Gene: S100PBP
Product: S100P binding protein
Exons: 7
Coding region: 255-1478 (407 amino acids)
Cellular component (GO): nucleus; cytosol
Molecular function (GO): calcium-dependent protein binding
Source: RefSeq, a predicted model, not a curated record